AUGGAGGAGUUUGUCUCAACGAUAAAAUCUCUCACAGAGAAACUGCAGCAGAAACAGCUGACAGAUCGUGAAGAGGUGAUAGAGAAACUCUUCUCUGAAGUCUCUGGCCUGGAGCCUUUUCCCAAAAUGCCAGAUCCACAGCUUGAACAAUGUGCUAUUCAGCUGUGGAACUGGGCAGUUACUAAGAAUGUGGAUGCCACCAUAAGUGAUAAUCAGAAAGCCAAAGUGCGUCACGUCGCAUGCAGUCUGCUGCACUGCUGUGAGCCUGAGAAUCCAACAGAGGGCGUCAUUCGCAAACAGAUCCUGAUGGCCAGCAAAACAGGGAGAACCUGGCUGGACUGCAAAAAUCCCCAGAUGGCAGAUAAUUUCUUAAGUCUCGCUGUCAAGAGCCUGGAAGCCCUCUAUAACCAACUGACGUCCAAAGACGAGGGAGCAGCUGACGUCGCUUCAUCCAAGGCGGAUGUGGAGAAGGAUCUACUUCGAAUUCUCUCAUCCCAGGCAGAAUCGGCCAUAACUCAAGGGAAUAACCAGGAGGCUGUCGUCUACAUACAGCGCUGUAAAGACAUGUUGCUGCGGGUACCAAAAGAUACCACAUUUCUCUCCCUCAUGUGCUACAACUUUGGAGUAGACAUGUACCAUGUUAGAAAGUUGAAGGACAGUGCAUUUUGGUUGAGCCAAAGCUACGACAUUGGGAAAAUGAAUGUGAAAUAUGCCCCUGGAUCCGACGUUCUGGCCAAGAUUUUGCGGCUCCUUGCUACUGUUUACUUAGAGUGGGAUUGUCAGGGAUUUCAGGACAAGGCUCUCAGCGCUGUCAGCCUAGCCAACAAGGAAUGUGUGAGCCCAUUUGGGCUGUACCUAAAGAUCAAAAUACUCCUGAGAUGUGGGGCCUCAGACAAUCACAUCAGAGCAGGACUAAAUGAAAUGCUGGAAUCAGAGGCAUCUGUUGAAGUGUGUCUGCGCACAGUGGAACUACUCAUGUGUGAUGACAGAGAAGUGCUGGCAUUUGAGUAUUUGAAAAGCGUGUGUCAGCACUUUGAGUCGUCCCCUGACCAGGGAGCUGCUCUUGUCUUGCACAUUGAGCUGCUGCUGCAAAGAGGCAAGGAGCUGCUGGGAAAACAGAAGAUAGAGGAUAUAAUCACUGGCCACUAUACAGGAAAACAGCUGACUCCACAGGCCCUCACAAAGCUACAUGUCAUCCUGUGGGAUAAAGCAGCCAAACACUUUGACACCAGCAACUAUUCUGAGGCUCUUCAGUGGUAUAACUACUCCCUGAGUUUCUUCAAGGCAGGUCAAAUGGAGCCCAACUUAGCCAGACUGCAAAGGAACAGAGCGUCCUGUUUCCUGCUACUUAAACAGCUGGAAAAGGCUAAAGAAGCAAUCAAGGAAGCAGAGAGAUGUGAUCCUGACUGCAUUUUCACUCAGUUCAGUGUUUACAAGAUUGCUGUCCAAGAGAACAAUGUGGAGAAAGCUGCAGAGGCACUGAAUGCAAUGGGACGUCUUUCCAAGAGUCCUGUAGCCAGUGAGGACAGACUGCUGGUGUCUGAGAAUGCUGCUUCCUGUCUCUUCAGUCUGAGUGCUCAGAUUGCGUUGGAGAGUGGACAGAAGGACACUGCCAGAAAAGCUCUAGAGUGUGUGUGUAACAACUCUGAUGAUGAAGAUAAGAUUCUGAUUGCUCUGAGGUGUUUGGUUCGGCUUGUGCUCCCCGCAGCAGAAAAACCAGAUGAUGAGUUGAGUGAUGUGAAUCUGGAUAUCCUGCUGUCAUAUGUAAAAAUGGCUCUGCAGACACUUUCACACCAUUCUCACAUGACUGCUGAGCAACGCACAGAGGAAGCUAACUGGUUCAGAAAGACUGCUUGGAACUUGGCUCUGUCGUGCGAGAGAUACCCUGACAGAAUGAGGGAUUUCUUUGUGCUCUCCUACCAGCUCUCCCAGCUGUGCCCUCCUGAUCGCACACUGCUCAUGGGCCAGAGGACUUGUCUGCUAAUGGCUGCUGCUACCUCUUUGGAGCUCUGCAGGAAGUCUCCUCACUCCGCCCAGAUUGAGGAGCUGACUCAAGCUCUGGAGCACAUUCUGAUGUGUUGGGAGAUCGGGAAAACCUUGAAAGCAUCAGGAAGCUUCCCAGCGGACCCAACAGAUUCACUGCUGCUGCUGUAUGAAUUUGAAGCACGGGCUAAACUGAAUGACCCCAAGGUUGAGAUGAUACUGGAGUCCGUCCUUGAGCUUGAAAAUGUAGAAGCCAAAGUGCUGGAGGCCAUUGCAGCCUUAGCCAUGGAGCCUCCAGCCCACUUCCCUCUGCUGUGUAAGAAGGCCCUGAGGGUGGCUCUCUCUCUGCACAAGAAACAACCACAGCCUGACCUGGCCCACUGCAGCAAGUGCAUUCAUACCCUGAUCAAGCUGUCCCUCCCAAGUGGUGUGUCAGAGGUGGAGGCCCAUGUGCUCAAGGAGGUGUGGGACUACUACGUGGAGGCCCUGUCCAUCAUCGCAGCCGCACCGGACGACUUCCCAGAGAUGGAGACCCUGUGGUUGCUGACUCGGGCUUGGAACACGGGGAUAUUGCUGUACAGCUUGGCUCAGUAUCCCGAAGCCGAGAAGUGGUGCGGCCUUGCCAUGAGCUUCAUCCGCCACCUGGGAUCUCUUCAGGAGACCUAUGAGACACAGAUGCCUGGUCUCUACAGUGAAAUCCUGGACAGAUUGGACAAAGCAAAGAGAAACCACAACAUGGAGUACUAGAAACACUGGGACAGGUCAGCUGUUGUUUUAAACCCUGUUCAGAGCAUCAAUUGAAAUCUGUUCUGUUCCAUUAGUUUGUUGCAGGUAAAUGUUCUUAAGGUUGUGAAAAAAUCAAAUUCAGAUAUUGCACAGUUCUGUGCAACUGUGGGGCGUCCUGCUAGACCGCCACAUUUGUUUCCAUCUCCGUACUUUAAUAAAAUCUAAAAUGCCAACAAAAAAAAAUCUCUUUAAAAAGUUUAUAUAAUUGAAGUAGUUCGGGUUGUUUUCAAAGCUAAUGCUUAAACCAGAAUAACAAGCACGUCAAAAUCAUAACUGAGUCACAUAUUUUAUUUUCAAACAAAUAAACUCUUGUCAAGUCCCAAAAUAAAACCCAAACAAAAGUUGCAGGACUGUGUUCCCUCAUGACUAGGACAGGGAAGACCAUGAGGCCAAGUGUCCUGAUAGGCUGUACCACCUGCAGUGACAGGAAGGAAACUACUGUACAAUCAAAGGGUUCAUGUUUGCAAGCACUUACUGCACAGGUGUGCUAUAACAUAAACAUAUCAUCACCCAAAAGUACAAACAAGAACCCUGACCCCCCCACCCAAAAAAUAAAAGCAUAUAUGUCGUCAUUUCUCUCAUCAGAACAAAGACCCUCAUCAAUUAUACACACACAGAGGCAUUCAGGUUCCAUCUUGUUACCACAACCUCAAUGGAAAGAGUAAAAUGAAAUCAAGUUCUUUGGGCUUUGACAUGGCUGACUGAGGUAUGAAUACCACACACAUUGUUAACAGUCAGCUGUAUUUCAACUAAACACCAGAGAAGACCAAUUCUAAACUUCUAAUAAUGUAUUGAUCAACGCUCCUGGUUUCUGUGAUAUUGUGUAGGUUUCUGCCUGCAUCACUUUAUUUUACAAUAUAUUUUUUUUUAAAUCUAUACACCCAGACACGUUCCACAAGAAAUCACAUGUAGACAGGCCCUACUUGAGGGAAUUGAAUUCCCAACUGACUAGUUAAGUGUUCCAAUAGGCAUUUGAAGAGAAAUACCAACAAUACAGCACAUUUGUAUGGAAAUUAUAUCUCAAGAGUAGCUCAAACUUUACUUACCUGACAUUUGUGGUCUAUAAAACAUGUUUGUCCCAGUUUGAUUCACACAUGCAUGAAGCACAGGUGAGGGGGAUCUGCUGGGGGCUUAUUUACAUUGUACAGCUACCACACCCUUUGAAACAGUCUGCAAGCAGUUUAUAAAUGGCUCUGUUCCCUUCGGUUAUUCCCUGAACUCUGGUUUUGACACAGGUAAUGACAGCUGGUUUAGCAGUGGUGCCUGGCAGGUGGGCACACCUGUUCAGAAAAUGCCUGCAGGUACAGGUGCUCUGUGGGUGGGAGAGAGCAAUGGACCCAGAGGUCUAGGUUAACACUUCUUGUUGGGUCUGGCUCUCUGAGGAGAAAAAAAAAAUAAAAUCCCUUUGCACUCUUCAAAAAGCUGAGGAAGAAAGCGAGAAUGCUGGCAGAAUUGGGGGCCACAGGACUCCUUCAGACGUGCCCUCUCACAUGCACACGUCGGCAUACAGCGCCAAGAUCUGCACAGAAAGGCAGAGCGGGUCAUUUCAAUCCUCGUGAUGCCGCACAGCAUAGGUUACCAAACCGAUGGCCUCGAACAAGCUCCCAGCCCCGCAAGAAACAGAAGACACGCAAUACGACCUGAUAACACCAUCCAGUUGAAAAUGCCUUUAACUACACGACAGUGCCAUGAGUACUCAUUUGUUCACAACUACAAACUCUGUGUCAUCGCCCAAACAUGGCCGUUCAGUCACAGGGGAAAUGGUAUCUGUACGUUAAGAUUCCUGAGCUGGUCUAGCUCACCCCAGACACACUAAGAGCUCAAACACAGUGGUUCAGCACCUGCCAACAACAGAUUCAUGAAGAAUUCAUACGUUUAUAGAUACACAAAGCAUAUAGGUUUACUCAAACCCAACUUUAGUGUUGUUUUUGGUAGGGGGACAGGGGGACAAUCCAAACAGGUUAUAUUGACUCUUUAAUCGUUAGGACAUCCAAUACAAUUAUUGUCUUGUUCUACCCGUUUUAAGGCCACCGUCAUGGCGGCAGAUAGGACAGUACCAUGUGACCAAUCAGAAGAGAAUCCUCUGGGAAGGCAGAGAGUGUAAUAGGGUGGUCUGCUGCUCAACAUGAGUUAGGAGGCUCUGGCUGUCCAAAUUGUAAUCCAAUGGCCAAAUUCUUUAAUUACACUGAAAAAAGUUUGAUAUACAGAGAAAAGGCGCCCACAGAGGUGAGACUCUAUAUAUAUCUAUAUAUAGAUAUAUAUAUAUAGAUAUAUCUAUAUAUAGAUAUAUAGAUUUUUUAAUUAUUUUUUUAAAUCUAUUGCACUCAAGUCAGGCCUCCUGACAGUUGGAGGACACAAAAAAGUAA
Molecule: messenger RNA, 5135 nt
Organism: Stegastes partitus (bicolor damselfish)
Lineage: Eukaryota; Metazoa; Chordata; Actinopteri; Pomacentridae
Gene: tex11
Product: testis expressed 11
Exons: 29
Coding region: 1-2730 (909 amino acids)
Biological process (GO): meiotic cell cycle
Molecular function (GO): protein binding
Source: RefSeq, a predicted model, not a curated record